Messenger RNA from Haemonchus placei, 3159 nucleotides. NCBI's taxonomy places the organism in Eukaryota, Metazoa, Nematoda, Chromadorea, Rhabditida, Trichostrongylidae. The record is from the annotation of a GenBank genome assembly.
GGUCAACAACUUCGAUCCAAGUUACUACAGCGAUACUUUGGACCUCAUGGACGAUCAGAUCGAUUGAGUGAUGGUUCCGAUGGCGUUAAAUCAGCCGGACAUGCUGACAAAGAUUACGAGGUACGAAUGGAGGAACGGUCAUUGUACGAUAUCCAGUGUCGCCUGAAUGAUGCAGGAGCUUCCGACCUUGUCAUCGAUAUCAUCACGGAAGAGCCCAAUGCUGGCUACCUAAAAUCAGUGGCAGGAUUGAAUGGGUUGUUUACCUCUGAACUUCAGGUACAACAAUCGUUCUAUAACCGUUUGAAAAAGAAAGACGCUCAUGAGCCAUUCUUCAAAGCCAUCUCACAACGAAUACAAACGGCACAAAAUCGUCUAAAAAGUGAUAUGAUGUCAUGCAAUGAGAAUAAACCCAAAGGAGGCAAGUCAUUCUCAGGACCUAAGGGACUGUUUGGCUUCGAUUCAAGAUAUCUGAGUAGGCACCAUCAGCUGGCGCCAGUAGACGAUGUAAGUGUAUCCGUGUGUGUGUGCCCUUGCUUGUCGCAAACCAAUAUAUCAUCUACCGCACUUACACCAGUGUCAUCAGAACAUGGAAAUGGUGGUCCCGGGGCACUGUUUGCUGCAAACCAUAUCAGGCAUCCAUCACUAUCCGAAAUCUCCAAUCACUCACACGAAAUGACCAGCGUUCCUGAUCUAUCACCGUAUCAAGAUGACGAACGGACCAGUGAUGCUUUACCGCCUGAGGUUGCAAUCAUCGAGCCAAUUUUGCGUGUGCUACAGCUCCUAUGUGAGAACCACAACAACCUUCUACAGAAUUUCAUACGGAAGCAAUCUGACCGUACCAAUCACAAUCUGGUUUCCGAUACCCUCAGUUUCCUGGAUACCGUAUGCGGCUCGACGAAGGGUAGUCUAGGCGUGUUUGGAGAAAUUGGCGAGCAUAAUUUCAGCCUCAUCACUCAGACGCUUGCCACUCUCACUGAGUUCUGUCAGGGACCAUGUCAUGAAAAUCAGGUCUGUCCAGUCAACACAAUGGCAAUGCAAGAGAAUGGUCUGAAUAUCAUUAUCUCGUUGGUGUUGAACGACAUCAAACCCUUAGCUGACGACCACAUGGAACUGGCACUGGAGAUUAAGGCAGUGUUUCAGAGUCAGGCUUCAAAACUCUUGUUGGCGAUUAUGGAGUCACGGCAUGAUAGCGAAAACGCGGAACGUGUUCUACAAAAUAUGGAUAACACUGACGGAGGACCACGACAGCUGGUUGGUCCGGAAAUAGUGCAUGCUCUUACUCAAGCUUAUGAGAUGGCACACUCGAAGCAAUAUGAGAUCAUCCAAAUGCGGCGGGAGCUGUUGCAACGGGCGAAUUUCCAUGACGGUCCGACCAGUGUCGUUAGUCCACUGAUAAAAACUGAAGCAGUAACAUUACCGGAGAUUUCUGUCGAUGCGUCUGGAACAGUGUCCAUACAUGACGAAGCUACGAAGGUCGAUAUGAAGUACAUGGCAGAUGACGCUUCAACUGUCGACCCUAAAGAGGUCGGUCACAACAUCUACAUUCUCGCUCAUCAGCUAGCCAGACAUAGCCCCGAAUUAGCUCAAUGCCUUGAUCCGGACGACGAUAAGAAAUCUGUACAGACNAGGAAUGCACUCGAGUUCUAUAAGAAACACACGGCACAGAUUGAGAUCGUCCGUCAGGAUCGCACCUUGGAGCGUGUCGUGUUUCCCAUACAUGAGAUUUGCUCAUUUCUCACAAAAGAAACAAAACAAAAUGUUUAUAACAAUACGGAAAGGGACAAUCAGGGAUCCAAAGUUACGGAAUUUUUCGAUCAAUGGCCUGCAAUGUACCAGGAGAUGAAGUGGCAACGCAAGCUUCAAGAUCGACCAUAUCUUUCUGCAUGCACACAACGUCUACGAUUGUGGGGUCGUCUAGCUUUUCUAUUUGCUGUACUAGUCAAUAUAAUUAUUGCUCUUUAUUAUCCAUUUGAAACAGCUGACACGGGUCUCUGUGCAUCUAAUCCUUUCAUGUACACAUCAUCUGUGAUUUCUAUUAUUUUCCUUUAUUCACAAUGGGACGAGAACUCUUCUUUGGCGAAAAGUUCGAAUAUUAUAACGGCAAUUGGAGCUGUGAUGUUUAGUGUGGCAAUAUUGCUCAUCUCAUUAUUAGGUGUAGUACCGGCAUUGUAUUUAAUAGGAUUGGCUCAGCUGUUCGAUAUUGUUGCCAGUGAAGAAACACUUCGUAAUGUGAUCGCUUCGGUAACCAGAAAUUGGCAGUCAAUUAUUCUUACCGGUUUGUUGGCGCUCAUCCUCGUCUACAUCUUCUCCAUUGUCGGCUAUACAUUCUUCCAGAAAGACUUCUCCCUCGAAGUAGAUCCAUUGGAAGAUGAUACUCCAGUAGCUACGAUAUUUACAAAAGAUCCUGCCCCAGAUACAUGUAGUGCUGAUGGUGGCUGCCCAACACCUGCGCCCGUGAAGGAAGAGGAAAAAGACGACAAAAAGGAUGGUAAGCCGUGCCGUGCAGACGAUAAAAAAAUUCCAUCAUGUACAACACUGCGAAUGUGCAUCAUUACGACAUUGAAUUGGGGAUUGCGUAAUGGUGGUGGUAUCGGUGAUGUAUUGAGGAAUGUCGGUCCUGAUGAGAGACUCUUUUACUACCGUAUCGUCUACGACUUGUCGUUCUAUGUGGUGCUUAUCGUUAUCACUUUGAACCUCAUUUUUGGUGUUAUCAUUGACACAUUUGGGGAUUUGAGGACAGAAAAGAAUGACAAGGAAGAUGUGCUGAAGAACACUUGUUUCAUUUGUGGAUUGGAGCGUGGAAAGUUUGAUAACCGACCGGUGACAUUUGAAGAUCAUCAAGCUGAAGAGCACAAUUUGUGGCAUUACCUUUACUUCAUAGUAUGGCUACAAAUCAAAGACGAGACGGAAUUCACAGGACCGGAAAGUUACGUCGCACAGUGUGUGAAGGACCGUAAUCUGGAUUGGUUCCCGAGAAUGCAAGCGAUAUCAUUACAAGAUGGUGACAGCGAAACCGAUCAGCCGGAAAUCGCCGCCAUUCGUGAGCAACUACGACAGCAAGAUCAGUCUAUACGCGAUUUGACGGCUUCAAUUGAUGACCUUAGACAGGUGAUGGCCGGAAUCAUUCAGCAAGGACGUCGUACAAGUGUAAACUACUAA